AUGGAAGCAAAAGAAUCCACUUGUGAAAUUUAAAAUAAAUCAAAACUCUAAUUAAUGAAAAAGCCUCUAAAGUAAAAUCAUAUUAAACGUUAAACUAAGAAGAGAUAUUUCAGAAAUCUCAAGAUAAUGCUUUUAUCAGAUGAUUAGUAUAGAAUAUUAUAAAAUGAGUUCGAUAAAAAUGAUAGAUGGGAGAAAUCAAAAAUAUUAGAACUCUCUAAAACUACUGGAUUAAGUUAUACUAAAGUUUAUAAGUGGAACUGGGAUAAAAGAGAAGAAAAAGAAAAAAAUCUCUUAGCAAACUACAAUGAGUUAAAGAAUUCAUAAAAAGUAGUUUUCUAAACUCAGGUUUAACCCAUAAGACAAAAAAUUAUAAAGCCUCAAAACAUAUUCAAAUUAGAGAAAUUAGUUCCAACUAUUUGA
This is a messenger RNA of Stylonychia lemnae, 420 nucleotides long. The record is from the annotation of a GenBank genome assembly. Lineage: Eukaryota; Ciliophora; Spirotrichea; Sporadotrichida; Oxytrichidae.